Molecule: messenger RNA, 2264 nt
Organism: Saprolegnia diclina VS20
Lineage: Eukaryota; Oomycota; Saprolegniomycetes; Saprolegniales; Saprolegniaceae
Exons: 1
Coding region: 79-2226 (715 amino acids)
Source: RefSeq, a predicted model, not a curated record
CGCUAAUAUUCGAUUGAAACAACCAGACUCAACGGCAUUUCUCAAUUUGCCGCGUCUUGCCCACCAAAGGUUGCGUCAAUGGCGUCGGCCGAGAGCAAUUUGCCGCCUGCGACGCUGCAGAUGCCGCCGGCCAAUGGCGAGUCACCGCCGAGCCUCGAGCAUGGCAACGAGGAGUGGGACACUGGUCGCCACGUUUUGAGAACGCUGCAAUCGCAUGUGCGGUCGGCGCUGAAGAUGCACGCGGACUACUUCGUGGACCCUGACGAGCCGCAGUGCCCGCUGAACUUGGUGUCGCGAAGAAACGUGCGCUUCAGCUCUCUCCUCCAACUACCCACCGGCGACGAAGAAGACGUUCCGGGCCUCAUUCGACGCCGGCGACAGACGCAAGACACGGAUGUCCGCCGCAUCCUCAACACCUACCUGCGUGCCGGCUACGACUCGUCCAUGGGUUGCAUUUGUGUCAUCCGGUCGCCGACGCCGUCCGACACGCCGUUGUACUACGUCAUCGACGGCAACCACCGUUUUGCAGCGAUCCGAGCGAUGACGACGACGCAGCGACAGGAAUUUGUCGAGCGCAGCGGCUUCAAGGUGCCUCCCAUUCGCGACGACGCUCCGGACGACUUUCUGCUGCCGAUCGUGGAGCUCUCCGUCACGACGACGUGCGACGUCCAAGCCCAGGUCGCCGAGCAACGCAACAAGCAUAUCACGCUGGAUCAGAGCUCGUACUACUCCUGCGCGCUGCUUGUCGCCGAGCACAUGUCCAAGACGCUCGUCAAGCUGCGCCAAGACAAAUGGUGGCGCGACUCGAGCCUUCCGUUGACGAUGCCAUGGCACGACGACGAACGGUGCAGCGCGCUGCAGGCGACGGGGUGGGUCUCUAUCAACUCGACGGUGGCCAAAUCGGCGGCUCUCUUGCACCGCACGGACCUCGUCGACUUCAUGCUCCGAGAAAUGGACGAUCCGUUCUGCUUUCGGGCCAAAUGCGGUCAGCGUAUCUUCACAGACAUCGUGGAGGUGACGCGGGACGCACUCGACUUUCUCAUCUCCAAGGGCUUCGCUGACGUCGUGCCGCAGCGUGUGAAGAGCCCCAGAGACGUGCAGUCGCCAGAGAGCUUUACCCGGGAUAUGCUGCGCAUCUUGGCUCACGUUCUCUGGCUGCACGAGUCGCGGCUGCUGCCCGAGAUCAGAGAACGUGCCUUUUUGGAGAAGAUAUGGCGCGACGACUUUACGGCGGCCGAGAUCGAUGGCUUCUUCACCAAGCCGCCGCCGUGGGUCGGGGCAAGAGUCGAGCUCGAGAAGGCUGCACGGCUGGUGGCCAAGGAGAAGGGCAUCCGUGUACAUGACGCAAAGAAGGAGCUACAGCAACGACAGUUCGUGACCAAAUUCAACCGCAAGGCGGGAAGGCCGGCACCGAAGGUCCCGAAUAGCACUCCAGUUGACAAGACGACCAUGGCUGUCGCGCGGGAUACGUCGAACGCACCGCUGCGCUCUAUACGUCUCGCUGCGCAGCAGACGCGUUGCGAUGUGGAUCUCACGGAGUCUUCCGACGAGCUUGUGCCACCUCCAACUACCGCCGCGCUGGCCCAUCAAGACAACGAUGCAGGGUCCGGUUUCGAGACGUCGUCCUGUGACAGCGACGGCGACAGCACCGACGACGAAAACGCUUCAAAAGAACCGGGCACGGGCGACAUGGCUGCGCUGUCUGUGUCGAAUCCAGGCAAGGAGGACGACGGCAAGAAGCGACGCGCCUCAGUCGCUGAGGGAGGACAAGAGCCCGAUGUAUCAAAGAAGGCGCGCCGCAAUCAUGCCGACGAAGAGGCAUUCGACUGGCCUGAUCAUGUCGAUUUCAAGUCGAGCGUCGUCGGCGUGAGCGGGCCUGGGCACGUGGAGUUCCGGAGCCGCGAGCGCGUUGAUGUCCCGCGAUAUACUGUGACUUCAGUUGACCAAGAUGACGAGACGGGCAUGGUCGUUGAUUUUGACGAGGCGGACCCAGGAAAGUUCCUGGAGUCGCUCCGAGCGAUUCACAAGGAGGCAGCGUUGAAGCAUUCGCCCAUGGUCAGUAUCACCUUGACCUCUCGAGCGAUGAAGGAGUGGCUGCGUCACGAUGCAAGUCAACAGCAAGAAGAAACGUUGAUUGGCGUUAGGAUGACUCCUCUCGAAAUGCGUUGCUUUUUGACAUCCUGUGCGACAUCGGACAAGUAUAGCGUCCCAUCCUAUUUCGUUUAAUACAGCAGAAAAUCGAGGAGUACUUAUGGUAUCUGCGA